Molecule: messenger RNA, 1646 nt
Organism: Aureobasidium pullulans EXF-150
Lineage: Eukaryota; Fungi; Ascomycota; Dothideomycetes; Dothideales; Saccotheciaceae
Product: GPI-anchored cell wall organization protein Ecm33
Exons: 3
Coding region: 185-1387 (400 amino acids)
Biological process (GO): fungal-type cell wall organization
Cellular component (GO): fungal-type cell wall; plasma membrane
Source: RefSeq, a predicted model, not a curated record
ACCUUCGCACCUUCCUCUCGUUGAUUUCAUUACGAGUGCUUUUAUACCGCAAAAGGCCGCUUCUCUUUUCUCACAUUCGCUCUCCAUUACUGUUGCUUCUGGACUUUUCCACUUGCACUACACUUAUCCCAGCGCUUUCUCACCUGCAACAGUUUAUACACUUUCAAGUUAAUUCCCUCUCACAAUGUCGAUGAAGUACCUCGUCCCCGCACUCGCCGCUGUUGGCGGUGCCUACGCCCAGAGCUCUUGCAGCGUUUCUGGUACCACCACCAUCAACGCUGCUGCUGAUGCUUCGGCUCUCUCUGGCUGCUCCACCUUCUCCGGCUCUAUUGCCAUUGCCACUGGUCUCGGUGAGGCUGUCUCAAUCCCUGGUGUUAGAAGAAUCACAGGUGAUCUUGUCGCAACCAACAACUCCCUGAUUCCCUCCAUCUCGGCCGACAGCCUCCAGAUCAUCGGCGGUGCUUUCCACCUCGACGACCUGCAGAUUCUUUCGACCCUGUCGUUCCCCCAGCUCACCCAGGUUGACGCCAUCCAAUGGAACGCCCUCGCUGGUCUCCAGCUGCUCUCCUUCACCACUGGUGUUCAGCAGGCCAACGAGCUCAACAUCCAGAACACUCAGCUCCAGACCCUUGACGGUAUUAACCUUGCUGUUGUCGACACCGUUUUCAUCACCAACAACAACUACUUGAACGACAUCUCUAUGCAGCUCGGCAACAUCUCCACCUCGCUGACCAUCGAGUCCAACGGUGGCAACGUCUCUGCCAUCUUCCCCAACUUGAUCUGGGCCAACAACAUGACCUUCCGCAACGUCUCCCAGAUUGCCUUGAACUCGCUCGUUUCCGUCAACGGUUCCCUCGGCUUCUACGCCAACGAGUUCGAGUCGCUGCAGUGCGCCAACCUUACCACUGUCGGUUCCAACAAGGGUGACUUGACCAUCGUCUCCAACCAGAACCUUAACAACGUCUCCUUCCCCCAGCUCACCAAGGUUGGCGGUGGUCUCUCCAUUCAGAACAACACCGACCUCAUGACCGUCAACGGCUUCCCCAAGCUUGCCACUAUCACUGGCGCUUUCGACCUGUACGGCGACUUUGCCAACGUCACCAUGCCCGCUCUCAAGGAGGUUGACGGUGCUUUCAACAUCCAGUCCUCAAGCGUCCUCGGCGGCUGCGACGCCUUCCAGAAGCUGAAGUCUGGCGGUGAGAUCCGCGGAAAGUUCUUCUGCAACGGUACCGUCGCCAAGCCCUCCGGUGUUGGCUCCAACCCCAGCGUCACUGGCUCCGGCAGCUCUUCCAAGUCCACCGCCUCCGGUGCUGCCAACGCCAUGUACGUCCCCACUGCCGCCGCUGGUGUCAUGGGUGUCGUCGCCGCUCUCUUCGGUCUUCUGUAAACGGGUCAGUUCUUGACUUGGUGUUGAUCAAAUUGCAUGGCGUUCGAUUUCAUUUUCUUUGUCUUGCGUAGACUAAUCGACGGGACAUUCUCAAUCUAUUCAAUUCCCCGAAGGUUUACUCUACCCACAUACCGGCUUCGGGUUUCACUUGAGCGAAAGCAUUCUUUUAAAAUACAGGAUAGCGUGCAUCGAAUGGUCCUUUUACUCACAAAGUUUAUUUCCUUUUUUCUUCUAAUGGCUUCUAACGAGUUAGGCGGAC